AGCGGAUCAACUGUUAUUAAUCCAAGAGACACAGCCAUUGCGAUUUCCCAGAAUGUGAAGAGGAGAGAACCCAGUGGCCUGGUUUAACCCCUCAGGCCCUCACCGUCGUCGUAGUCCGGCUUUAUCAUGGGCGUGACCUCGACGGUGAUCCAAACCCUCAUCUUCUACCUCUCCGAGCACCCCUCCAUUGUCGGCUUCCGUUGGAGCCCCGCCCAAUCCUGGGGCUCCACCUGGCUCUUCCUCUUCUCCUCCAUCGCCUCCUUCAUCCUUCUCUCCCUCUUCCUCCACCUCUUCUUGCCUCUCUUCCUCCGCCCCGGCCGUCCCUUCCCUCUCGGUCCCCUCCCCGCCCUUCACAGCCUUCUAAUGUCCCUCAUCUCCGUCACUAUUUUCGCCGGAAUUUUCCUCUCCGCUGCUGCCGAGAUCCGAGACACCCGCUGGUUCUGGCGCCGCUCUAAGACGCCCUUCCAAUGGCUUCUCUGCUUCCCUCUGGGCACCCGACCCUCGGGUCGGGUUUUCUUCUGGUCAUACGUCUACUAUCUCUCCCGUUUCUUGCAUAUGGGGAGGAUCAUCUUCUGCAUCCUACGACGUCGUAAGUUGGCUUUCUUCCAGCUGUUCAACCACUCCAUCUCCACGUUCAUGUCCUUCCUGUGGCUGGAGUUUUCGCAAUCCUUUCAAGUCCUGGCGAUUCUGUUCGCUACUCUGGUUUAUUCGUUGGUGUACGGUUACCGAUUCUGGACGGCCGUUGGGCUUCGCAGCGCCUGCUUCCCCUUCGUGCUCAAUUGCCAAAUUGUGCUGCUGGGUUGCAACUUGAUCUCCCACGUCGGGGUGUUUCUGCUUCACUUCUACAAAGGAGGCUGCAACGGAAUCGGCGCCUGGAUCCUCAAUUCGGUGCUGAAUUGUGCUGUUCUGUUGCUGUUCCUCAACUUCUAUGUGAGAAUGUACCUGGGCAAAAGGGCGAAGAUCGAUCUUGUUGGCAGGAUUCAAUCCGAGCCCGAAUCCACCUCUGUUUUGAGUGUAGGCGCAGGGAGAGGAGUGGAGGUGCCGAAAUUGAAAGUCCGUUAGAGGAUUGAGGCUAGGUCGGCGAACCUCUUGUGCAGCCUGCAGUGUUCGCGAUUUUCUACACUUUCUUCUUUUUGUAUAAACUAUAAAGCAGGAAUACAUAAUAACUAUAAUCGAUUUAAGCACAAAUCUUACUACGACACAAACGCCAACUUAGAAUUUCUUUUUCUCACCGGUCGAGCUUCUCAAGAUAAAUUUCUGGAGCAUACAAAAUCAUUCGAUACUUUCGGUCUACUCGUUAACAAUGGAGCCGCGAAACUUCAACUUUCAAUCAUUAAGGUGGUUGGCGCUAGCAGGUAGCGGUAUGCUCUAACCCUACAACUUUCAAUGGCAAUUGGAGCAAGUUCCCUUCUGAUCUAGAAAAGAUGAAGUGAUGCAAUUCAAAAUUGUUCUGUCAUUUUCUUAUACUGGAUUUCAUAUAUUGUGCAGGUGUCCACCACUAGCCAGAGUAUUAUUUCCUCGCAUUGUGAAAGCUUUACCUUCAAACUUCAACCAACCUAAACCUAUAUUGUCAUUAAAAAAGGAUUUGCAUUAUUAGUGAUGCUUACUAUUUAAAUACUGUCUUUUUUAAUGUUCUAUGCACCGCAGCGAGAAUAAAUUGUAGCUGAUUGUUGAUGAAGAAACCAGUGGUUGGUUGCUUCUGGCUGGUAGAGGAUGUUUGGUUGAGCUGUGGAGGAUCUUAGUUAAUUCGAAGACGAAUAUGCCUUUGACGAUUCACUGCUCAUUCCAGAGGUUGGGGAAUAAAAAGAAGGAAGAUUAUACAAAUAAAUUUUGGAUGCUUUGCAUUAUUAAAAAAAAAUUGAGGAUAAAAAAUUUGCACUGUUGACGGCUUCUUGCGACUUUGUAGUGCCUGUACACAUCUAUAGUUGAUUGCUGGUAGUCAUCGUCAAAUAAGGUGGGGACGUGUGAGUUCAAACAUGUGAUAGUAUGCACGCUUUUGAAUGAUCCAUCACACAAAUACUGACAAGGCCGUCAUCACCAACUUGACAAUGCAGCUGGCAUUGCCCUGAUACUAAACCUGGCAAUUGUCGGCCAAAACACCCGGCAGAGUGACAGUUAAGCUCAAGACCGAAAAGAAAAAGCUGAUAUUUUAAGCUGCCUUUGGGAAGAAAACGUCAGUAACAGGAAUCAUGCGCUGAUCGGCGUAUGAGUUGAGCUUCUUUUCACAACCCAUCAAGAUAGGAAACGAGUCAUGAUCUGUAAAAUGGCCAUCAAGCCUAUAUCUAUCACAUUAAGUUAGAGCCCGUACGCCCAAAA
Messenger RNA from Prosopis cineraria, 2316 nucleotides. RefSeq names its product elongation of fatty acids protein 3-like. Gene Ontology annotation, molecular function: fatty acid elongase activity. Gene Ontology annotation, cellular component: endoplasmic reticulum membrane. The transcript has 2 exons. Bases 127 to 1062 code for a protein of 311 amino acids. Lineage: Eukaryota; Viridiplantae; Streptophyta; Magnoliopsida; Fabales; Fabaceae. The record is from RefSeq and is a predicted model, not a curated record. Gene Ontology annotation, biological process: fatty acid elongation, monounsaturated fatty acid; sphingolipid biosynthetic process; very long-chain fatty acid biosynthetic process.